Messenger RNA from Coffea arabica (coffee), 679 nucleotides. The record is from RefSeq and is a predicted model, not a curated record. Lineage: Eukaryota; Viridiplantae; Streptophyta; Magnoliopsida; Gentianales; Rubiaceae.
UAAAAGAUGAGCCAUUCAAUGUAAGGGCAUACGUUUUUAUGGAAGCUGAUCCUGUCGUGUUGAAGCCUUGCUCGAGAAGUCCCAUUUGGGCAAAUGUUGAAUGAAGUCAUGGCUAAUGAUUCUGAGUUUUGUAUAGAGGUUCUGAUGACCAAAUGCAAGUUCGUGUUCGAGGGCUUGGCAACUUUGGCUGAUGAUGGGGGUGGCACAGGCAAAUUUGCUAGGGCCAUCGCCAAAAAGUUUCCUAGCAUCAAAUGUACUGUGUAUGAUCUCCCACAUGCGGUUGCUAAUGAAGGAGGAGAUAAGAACGUGGACUUUGUUGCUGGAGAUAUGUUUGAAAGUGUACCCUAUGCUAAUGCAAUCUUACUCAAGUUGAUCCUCCAUGACUGGAGUGAUGAAGACUGUACGAAAAUUCUGAAGAACUGCAGAAAGGCCAUUGCAGAGAAACACGAGGGUGGUAAAGUGAUCAUUAUAGACAUUGUAAUGGGAAGCCAGAUACAAGAUAAAGCAUCACUUCAAACACAGAUCAACACGGACAUGCAGAUGUUGGUUGCGCUCGGUCCUGCUAAAGAAAGAACUGAGAAGGAAUGGGCAAAACUGUUUAUGGAGGCUGGAUUUACUAGCUACAAGGUAUAUCCAAUCUUGGGUACCGUAAGGUCCCUGAUUGAGGUUUAUCCUUAAA